AUGAAACGGGCAAAGCAUCCAUCAACCAUUAGUAAGAAAUUGACAAGUGUUCCAGAAUUCCCCUUUAAAAAAGGACUAUUGAUUUCAUCACCUAAGCCAAAAGAAAAACAAAAUGCCAAGUCGACACCUAAUAAAAUUGAAUCAAUGGUCCUGAGGUCUCCACCCACUGGAGAGUCAAUUGUACGGUUUGCCUUGCCAAUACCGUUGAUUAAGACGAAGCAGUUAAUAUCAAAUGAUGAAAUGAUCAGGAGGAUUACCACAAACCUGAAGAUGGUUGUUUCUAAAUUGGAAAACACCUAUGGAGGUCCCACUGAAGACAGAGAAAGAGAUGAAGGAGGCUUAUCUGUUGGUGAUGAUGUGAGUUCAUUCUUGUUGUGCUGUUCACAAUUUGCAGCUCAGCUGGAGGAAGCAGUUAAGGAAGAACGUGGUGUGUUGGAAUCUCUUUACAAGUGGUUUCAGCACCAAGUCAACCAAAUGGAGGAGAUAAGCAAAGACCAAAGUAAUGUAGAAAAAGAUCUUCAAUCAGAUGGUAAAUCGGCCAGUUUGAGCAUUGUACAAAUUGCAAAACUGGCUCAUAAAUUUGAAGAUAUUAAAGGUCGCCUAAAAGAGCGCAAGGCAGCCAUGCAGACUAAAGAAGAGAAUAAAGCGGUUCUAUUAGAAACAUUGAAAAAUUAUGGACUCAUAGAAAAGCAAAUUGAAGAGUUCCUAAAAUCCCAUUCAGCUUUAGAACCUAAAACUGAACCGGAGUCAGGAACUCCUACUUCAGUGACUAAUCGGAUGAAUACGAUGAUGAAAAUAUUUGAAAAUCAGACAACUAUGUUAGAGAAAGCUUUAACUGAACACAGUGUAAUUGAGUGUAAAUUUAAACAGAUGGAAACUGAUUUUCAAAUGUUAUUAUUGGAGAAAACUCUGCUGGAAGGUGAAAUACGAAGGCUGAGAGAACUAGAGAAUGAAAAGUCUGCAAGCAAAGAAGAGCGAACCAAGAAAUCUGGAAGAUUAGAAAAGAAAAAAAUUAAAGAAAAGUAA
Messenger RNA from Arvicanthis niloticus (Nile rat), 1026 nucleotides. The record is from RefSeq and is a predicted model, not a curated record. Lineage: Eukaryota; Metazoa; Chordata; Mammalia; Rodentia; Muridae.